AUGAAGGGCUUCGCAUUCAUGUGCCUCAUUGCCGCCGCCUUGGCGGCUCCAGCUGCCGUCUGCCAGAAAGCCGCUGCGGUAACUGGCGCUGCAUGCACCAAGGCUCAGACCGAACUUGAGGCCGGCAUCCAGGCCAACCUGGACAUCCAAGCCCAGGAGCUCAAGGGGUACAACAUGAGCAUGUGUGACACAGUCAUGAAAGGCUUCGUCGCCCAGCAAAAGGCGGUCCUGGACAUCCAGUCCAAGGGCAUCGCCAUCCGCGCCAAGAACCAGGAGUUGGCAAAGCAGCUCAACAGUCCUGCUAUUGACGGUUUGGCUACCGUUGCCAAGGCACAGGUCCAAGAGAAGGACCAGGUGUCGGGAUUGAAGGGCACUGCUGCGGAUAUGAAGACACUUGCGACGUUGGUCCAGGAAGUAGAGGAUGGCACCAAGCAGAACGAGAAGAACUUGGCCGCUGCAAAGUCUCAGAAAUGCGCAGCAUAG
Molecule: messenger RNA, 483 nt
Organism: Exserohilum turcica Et28A
Lineage: Eukaryota; Fungi; Ascomycota; Dothideomycetes; Pleosporales; Pleosporaceae
Exons: 2
Coding region: 1-483 (160 amino acids)
Source: RefSeq, a predicted model, not a curated record